Messenger RNA from Alnus glutinosa, 1808 nucleotides. RefSeq lists its product as uncharacterized. The record is from RefSeq and is a predicted model, not a curated record. Gene Ontology annotation, cellular component: SAGA complex. Gene Ontology annotation, biological process: regulation of transcription by RNA polymerase II. NCBI's taxonomy places the organism in Eukaryota, Viridiplantae, Streptophyta, Magnoliopsida, Fagales, Betulaceae. The coding region runs from base 386 to 1456 and encodes 356 amino acids. Gene Ontology annotation, molecular function: transcription coactivator activity. The transcript is spliced from 2 exons.
GAGUCCACAAAUAUCAAGCUCAAGAGACGUGUGUUUUUUUACACGAAGAGUACUUGGAAAAGUCCAUUAACCCUUGAAUCUUAAUCCCUGUUUGGUCUCUCCCUGUUUACAUUACGCAGCAUCAGAAGAAUUUUACAGGCAAAACAUCGAUCACCAGAAAAGAAACUAUUGAUUAUUGGAGCGAAAGAGAAAAGGACAAAUCAAAUUCCAUACCCAAUUCAACCUCGGCAACGUCCCAAUUUAGAUGGAAACAUCGUUGGGGAGUUAGGGUUUUGGGUUUCAAAUUGAAGAUUGUGUGUUAUUUAUCAUCCGGAUUUUGCUGGAGUAUUCCGGGAUUUUGAUGAGAAUUUUUGUUUUAGGGCUGUGAGGAAUUUUGGUGGUGAAAAUGUUGCCCAAUCAAAACCAUUCUCGAAUCAACACUUUAGAGCUUAAAGCUCUGAUUUUCAGAAAGAUUGGGCAGGAGAGGGCUAACAAAUACUUCGAUCAUCUUAGAAGGUUUUUCAGUUUCAAGAUUACCAAAUGUCAAUUUGAUAAGUUCUGCAUGCGGACUAUUGGGAGAGAAAAUAUCCCUCUUCACAACCAGCUUAUAAAAGCGAUUCUCAAGAAUGCUUGCCUAGCCAAAGUUCCACCAUUGAAAAGUAAUAGGAAGGUGGGAAGUACCCUUAAUGUUAAAGUUUCAAAUGGGUUUCAGGGAAAUAAUCUCCAAUCACUUUAUGGGGAUGCCUUUCCUCCUUCCCCUCGCAAGGUCAGGUCUCCGGGUAGUAGGGAUCGCAAGUUUAGGGACCGCCCAAGUCCUCUGGGGCCACACGGGAAACCUGAAAGUGUUGUGUGUGAUGAUUUGGUUUCUAAGGAAGAAGAGCAGCAAAGUGCAACAGAGUUGGUUUCUCUUGAUAGCAGACCUCCGGUUGAAGUUGCAUCUGUUGAAGAUGGCGAAGAGGUUGAGCAAAUGGCAGGAAGCCCAGGUGUUCAAAGUAGAAGCCCUGUAACAGCUCCACUUGGUAUAUGCAUGAAUUUGGCUGGAGCUCGUAAAUCUCUUUCUAAUGUAUCUGUAUCUAGUAAUUAUCAUCCAGAGACCUGUCAGAACAGUGGUGAGCUACCUGAUACAAGAUCAUUAAGAAGUCGUCUGGAGAGGAAGUUGGAGGAGGGCAUGGGUGUCUCAGUGGACUGUGUUAACCUGUUGAAUAACGCAUUGGAUGUGUAUUUGAAGAGAUUGAUUGAGCCCUGUAUGGGUUUAGCUGGGUCAAGGUGUGGAAAUAAUCACUUUAAACAACUAAACUAUCAAUUCCAACCUGGUAUCGGUGGGAUGUUACCUUGUAGAUACGCGCAAAGAGAAGCAAGAUCUACUAACAUUUCCAUGUUCGAUUUUCGUGUCGCUAUGGAAUUGCAUCCCCAAAUACUUGGACCAGAUUGGGCAAUACAGCUUGAGAAGGUUUGUUUGCGUGAUUCUGAAGAAUGAACAAAGCCUUCUUAUCUUAGCACAUGGAUUAGAAAUUCAGCAGUGGAUGAGAUCAUGGACAUGAGUUCAUGUCCAUAUUCUUUUGAAGAUUCAGUAUUUUGAAUUGAUUAUAGUCUUAUAUGAUUUUGGUCUUCGCCUUUUAAGGAAUUUUACAAGCACUUCCAGGGAAUAAGUUCUGGAUUUUAUGGGUAGUUUUGAAUCAAGUUGGUUAGGUUACAUUUAGAUAUAGGCAUUAAUGAUUGUAGGGGAGGGGGGAGUUGUUCAUACAGUAAUUGUUAACUUCUAGACACAAUUAAGAGUUCUCACUUUUUGAAGUGUAACACCAUUUUUCAAUGAUAUCUCUUUUGUUUUU